GGGGCAGCCUCUCCCUUCCUCUUCUGCUCAGCCGGUCCUUCCGCCUGCGGACGCCUCCUGGGCUCUCUUUCGCCUUAACGUCUAUCUAGGGCCCUGCAGCAACAGCAUUUGAGGUGAAGAUGGAGCUCUUAGGAGAAAUAUAUUUUAGCUCAUUUAUGAAGAACUUUCAUUUUAUGUCCUUUUUGAGUGAAGGGAAAACUCCCUGGAAAGCAUUCAGUGAGUUUGGAGAGUCAUAAUUUGGACUGUCAUCACCAGUGAGUUUCCUUCAAGUGGAGUAGACCAGUCCUGGGAGGAUUUCUACAGACCUCGGAGGUGGAGACUCUGGAUGAGCCAAGAAGAUGUCAGACAGCUCGAUGAAGAGACACUUAGUUGUUCCCAUGUGUCUAACGAUCCGGAUGUUUGGCUUCUGAAAAUGAAAACAUGGGGAGCAUGAAGCAAUGUUUUCACUUUUCAGCUAGAUUUUGGUAUCGUCUUGAGACCAUUAUUGAGAAGAGCCAGGAAUAAAGGAUUUAUGCAAGAAAUGGGAUCACCCUAGAGCACCAGUGGCCAGGCCUGGAAAUCACUGAAAUCCUACAGUAGGAACUGUGAUGGGCAAAGAAGGAUGACUGCUUGCUCUCCAAUAGUAAGCAAUUCCUGUGGAAAAAUUAGACACUUCAGCAAAAUCGCCUGCACAACGUUAACUUCCAAAGCUGUGCUUGAUAAGUGGACUAUGCCUUGAAAGAACUCCUUAACCCGCAGCCUCUCUGACCACCCAGUUGACAAAGACCCGCAGGUCAUGAGGACUGGUCAAAGACAGUGAGAGGACGUGAAAGGGUAAAUCCCUGUGCCCCGCAGUCCUAUCUCCCGCCCUGACGUCCCUGCACACCGGCCAGAGGGUUAACCGUAAGCGCGUGCCUGUAUGGCCGCUUUACUGAUGCCACGCAGGAACAAAGGGAUGAGGACCCGCCUGGGAUGCCUGUCUCACAAGUCAGACUCGUGUAGUGAUUUCACAGCUAUUCUUCCCGACAAACCCAACCGUGCUCUAAAGAGACUAUCCACAGAAGAAGCAACGAGGUGGGCAGAUUCCUUUGACGUGCUUCUGUCCCAUAAGUACCUUGCUUUGGAGUCAUAUGGACCUGGUAACGAAACUUGGCUCCUCUUGGCAGCUGUGGAACUGGGACGCUUAUUCGACUUCUAUGGGGUGGCUGCGUUCCGCGCCUUCUUGAAGACGGAGUUCAGUGAGGAGAACCUGGAAUUCUGGCUGGCCUGUGAGGAGUUCAAGAAGACCAGGUCAACUGCAAAGCUGGUCUCCAAGGCCCAUAGGAUCUUUGAGGAAUUUGUGGAUGUGCAGGCUCCGAGGGAGGUAAACAUAGACUUCCAGACCCGAGAAGCCACACGGAAGAAUAUGCAAGAGCCAUCCCUGACUUGCUUUGACCAAGCCCAGGGAAAAGUACACAGCCUCAUGGAGAAAGACUCUUAUCCCAGGUUUCUGAGGUCCAAAAUGUACUUAGAUUUGCUGUCCCAAAGCCAGAGGAGGCUCAGUUAGACCUCAGAUGGGGACUCUUGGAGAUCACUGGCUUUUCCCCUCCCUUUGCUGCCAAGACCAUAUUCUAAUGUGACAUGUCAUGGGUGUUCAAAAGGCAAUGACAUUUAGGUUGGGGGCCUGAGGAUGAGAAAUGGAUGAAAGGCCACUCCAAAGUAAGAUCCAGUCACCAGAGCUUGGACUCUAUUCCAUUUACCUAUGUUUGUGUUUCGGUUAGUGGUAGAACCUUGCUGCUGUAACCCUUCUUCUGGGUCAGCAACUUGCCCUCCAUAAUGCCUUGGGUCAUCUCCGCUGAGAAGACAGAUUUGCUAUGCUGGGCUAAUGUGUAAAUAAUGCAAAUGCAAUUUCCACCACUUCCACACCCUCCUCAGUUAAGAUUUCUGACCCUAACUUGUACUACACCCCUGUGAGGAAGAGCUAGAAGGCUCUGGUUCAUGUUUGUGAUUUGCUGUCACAGUGUAAUGGCCAGUCCUAGGUGCUGGGACCUCACAAUGUAGGAGAGAGGUCUCUGGGGAAUCCCAGGUUUCUAGCACUGUCAUUGACAGGUGGCCUUGGGAGAAGGGGCAAACUCCAUGAAGUUGGCUAUUUCUUUCAUUUCCAUUGGAUCAGUAUGAAAAGCUGUGAUCACUGCCCAUCUUAGCCCAGGAAAUUCACAAGACUUUUUUUUACCCUCGCAAUUCCAGGAAGGGUCUUAGGAGAUGUCUUUCAUGACUUCUGAUGUGGAGCUGCUUUUAAGAAAGAUACAGCUUGCAAAUCUUCCUCAAUUCUACCAAGAAGUAUUCCAGAAGUCAAAUGACCAGGGAACUUAGCACCGGUAGACUUAUUGUGCAAUGGGGCACCAUAUACCCUUUCUGUUGCUUACUGUAUUCUCUACCCUCACCUCCCUGUGGCAUCACACAUCAUUCAUCUCUUAGAAUGACAGACAGCUUGACAAAGGGAGGUGAAUUCCCAUAGCAUGGACAGCUCUCAUGGUGCCUAAUAAUUUCCUUGUCUCUCCCUGUCCCCCCCUUCCAUGCAGGUCAUGUAAUUAUGAUGGGGGAGAAUGGGAACUUAGGCUGUAACUCUUCAGCUUGCUUCCUGGAAGCAUGCUUUCUUAGAAAGGUCUCUCUCAUGAGGGCCACCUUGGCUAUUCAGCAACUUCCUUCUAGAUCUCUGACCUUUUGGGAUUGAACAUGGAACAGGAGGUGAGGCUAAGAUCACUGUGAACAUCUGGCUGUGGAGAAUCUUCCUAAAAUGCUUUCAUGCUACCCUGAGGCUGCUUUUGGAAAUGUGUCAGGAAACUCUUCCUUGGAGGAUGAGCUUAAAGCACUCUAGCUGCCUGAGAAAAAGUGGACUUUGGCACAAGUUUGCAGUGCCCAGGAUAUGAAUCCUCAGCAGAGAGACCAGAAAGUGGAAGAGGAGUCUGGAAGAGGCUGGUCUCUAGGUGUUCCAAAUCAUAGAGAAUGUGGUGGAGGUACUAUUGGGAUAAUUCACAGCCAAUGGAUUUGGAUUCAUUGCAGAUCUCCAAAACUUUCAGCUUGACUAAAUGAAAGAGCUAUGAUUAGACACAAGCUCUGGAGUUCGGGUGAUUGAGAACUGGGCUGAAGCAUUCUCCCCUUGUGGGGUGAUGGGCCUCUUUAGAUGCACGGGAUUCCAGUGUUUGCAUUCCUGUCCAGUAACUUUGUGAAUCUCUUCCUUCUUUGGCUGCAGCUGGACAAGGCCAAGGAGGCUCUUGAGUCCCACUGGGUGUUAGGGUCCAUUGCCCUGCCACGACACAUUAUAUCUGUAAGUGAGGGUUGGUGAGUCUGUCCGAACCAUCAAGGAGAGAGAGAACACAUGCCUCCUAGCCCUCACAAUGAAGCGUCCUGUGAAAUCUCAUGCUCAAGAACUCCGAAGCCUCAAAUGGGUGUUCCUAGUUAGAUCAGGUAGUAUUCCCAUGGCCUCACUGGUAAAAACAAAAACAAAAACAAAAACCCAUUCUUAUCUAAAGCUGCCAGAAUUAAUUUAAUGAUCAAAUUCUUGAACAGGGUAUUUUAAACAUUGUUUACAUAUGAAAUGUGCAUCUGCUGCCAGCUCUACUGUGGAAUAUGAGGCGCAUGUGAAUUGGAACAGCACAGAGUUAUGGAAAAAUGAAAUGUUUGCGAGGGGCCUUUUUACCACUUCCACUAUCCCCAGAAGUCUGCACAAGUGUUGGGCAGUGGCCUCACCUGAGGCCUGGUCUUGCCGACCGUUGGUGGAAUGAAGGCUGCAGAUGGUGGUGUCAUGGCGCUCCUCCAUAAUGGGGAGGUGUGAAGGACCACGCUUGGGUAUCCUGAAUGUUGCCACUAUGUGAGGUUAUGUGGGCGUGCGUGUGUGUGUAGAGGAACGUGAUAGCUAUUUUUAUGGUACUACCGUGGAGUGUCUGCGUGAGUGCACGUGUAUGUGACCACUGUGAGCAUGAGUCCAGUACACCACAGAGCUGGGCUUCCCAUGGGGUGGAGCUGUCCUCACACCCUUUCUGUCCUGCUUCCCACAAAAGGCACGGAGCUCUCUGCUCUGAUGCCAAUGUUCAGGCACUUAGGUUGUGCCAACCCAGAUUUUGGUCUGUGACGAAACAAAGAGAAAUGUUUACAACAUCUAGAGCAAUAUCAAAGCAUACCUCAUCCCUGACCUUCCAUGUCUCCCAGCGCUACCCUCUCCCCUAGUUCCUCUUCCACGGGCCCUCGUCCACCUCACUAGGCAGGCAUCUGCAGGUGCCACUUCUUCCAUGUAAGGUCUUCCUUUGGUCCUCAUGCCGGGCUCGUGCUGUGGACUGCCUUCCGGGCUCAAGUCUUGCUCUGGGCCUGGGACCUUUGAAGACCCAGGGCAAGCCAGGGCAGUAGGCCAGGCAGAGCUGUGAUUUUUAGGACUGCUCUCCACCCUGCAAGUGGCCUUUUGGCCCCACUUGAGUGUCAACCUCUUUCUAGGCUGGUGUGAGAUUACCUGUUGCCUUCGGCAAACCAAAUAGAACAUAAUCAAUGACAACCAUUCAUAGCCCCAGGGUGCCGGUGGGGUGAGCAUGGCUAGGGCUUACGAGAAAGCCUGUUACAAGUGCUAAUUCCCAGGUGGCACACCCAGAGAUGCUGAUCCAAAAGACCCGGGGAGGGGGGGUACCCAGAAAAUUGCAUUUUUAGUAAGUUCCCAUGGAGUAGGCUUUGAAAGAAGAUGGUCUUAGACAGUGGCUCCCAGCAUUGGCUGCUCCUUGGAAUCACCUGGGGAGUUUUCAGACCUAAAUGUCCAGGUCCCACCCCAGAACAGCUUGGGGCUGGGACCCAAGAGAGCCGUGGUUUUUAAAGCACCCCUGGUGAUUCCCGCACGGAGUUAGGAAGCACCGGCCUGGGGAUUGAGGAGGAGCACGGCUGAGCUUACACAGUGGCGUGGCCUGGAGGGCUGGAGCCCACCCAGAUGCAAACAGGCACCUGCCAGUCCUAAGUCGGACUCUGGGUGGCCGCCGCUCUGUGCUGUCUCAGCCUGAUGUGCUCCUUUGAGAUAAAGAAAUGUCUCUGCCCCAGCUGCAUGCGGCGUGAGGCAUCGGGUAGGCCGGUGGCCGGUGGCCGGAGCUCUGGAGGGUAGUUGAGUCAGAGAAGUUUGGCUCCGCAUCUGAGUCUCAUUCGUAGUGCUUCCUCCAAGCUCACCUCCUGGGCUUCUCCGUUUGUGUGUGUUCAUGGGUUCUCUGUUGGGCCAUUUGCAUUAGGUUGUGCCUCUGUGUCCAUGGCCCUGCGACAGGGUAGUUGGAUCUCAGGUAGGGGGCAAAGGGUGUGUCCCAUCCUGGGAACAUCAUGCUCCUUGGGGCUUUCUUUUCCAAGGCCACAGUGAGGUUUCAGUUCCUGCUCUAAGCCCUCAUGAUUCCCUCUUUGGUCUCAGGCUGGAUGGGCUGCUGGAAGGUUCCUAGCUGAUUUUCUUCUCUGGUGCUCCCCCCAGAACUUGCUGCUCUGGACAAACCAAAGCUGUGAAAUGGCGUUCUGCCCGGGCUGCGGGCCCAGCCUCUGGGUGCAGGGAGGGCCUGGGUGCUUUUCCUCGGCAGGGCCGGGGUGUCCCCGGGACCCUGGAUCCUGGACUGUGAGGAAAAGACAUGAACCCGUUGUGUGGAGAGCUGGGGGAGGGUAGGAGCAGGGAAGACUGAAGAGGCAGGAACAGGGUGGGAAAGACAAGCGGCUGAUGCGGCGUCUGCUUCUCCACAAAGCAGAAGGGAUAGGUGAAAAGCGGCACAUUCAGAGGCAAGACGGCCCCCAUCGCCAUGAGUGCCCUGAACUCUCCUGAGCCUGUCUGUGCCUACUUCCAAGCAAAGCAGAGGAAUUCCAUUUUCCAUCUGACUCUGUCCUGCAGUCAGCCGAGUGUCAACCCUCUUUAAAUAUGUGUCUCUCCGGAUUAGAAGCAAGAGAGGCGGCAAAGUCACCCCUGCCUUGGAGAACCUGUGCCAUGUGGCAGGAGAUCGUGGAGGAAGAAGCCAAGAGCAGAAAUGUCUUCCUGUCCCCGUGGCCUCUCAGAACCCCAUAGGAUGCUGUGGACCGAGAUGGGAGACUGCAGAACAGGGCCACUGGCCUUCCCAGGUGUGGGGUCUAGGCCCUUUCAAUAAACUGUGCCCUUGUUGGUUGUUACUCCCUUUGGACCCUUCUGCUGCCUUCCCUCUGCCAUGUGCGGGACGGGGUGGCUGGGCUGGGCGUGCGCGCCAGCCUCGGUAGCGUAGCCGAGUCACGCGGCGUGCGCUGAUGGAGCCCUCUCCGAGUUGUUUCAUUACUGUGCAAAGUGGAAUAAUGUCAUUCACCUUUACCAUAGACAAGGCUGUGAGAACAUAAUAAACAGAACCUGAACACGCUGCCCUUCGCUCUCUGCCCACAUUUCUGGCCAGCGGACUCUUCACGAGGAGACGCUUCACGUAACACGUGGACCCCCCGCCCUCGGGGAGGGAGCACGUGGCCUCUCCA
Molecule: messenger RNA, 6444 nt
Organism: Ailuropoda melanoleuca (giant panda)
Lineage: Eukaryota; Metazoa; Chordata; Mammalia; Carnivora; Ursidae
Gene: RGS8
Product: regulator of G protein signaling 8
Exons: 12
Coding region: 899-1525 (208 amino acids)
Source: RefSeq, a predicted model, not a curated record